CAACUAAAACCCUAGAUGAUCACAACGCCCGUCGGCCGUCACCAGCUCUCUCUCUCUCUCAUGAUUGUGCCGGUCUUCACUUUCCGUAAAUAAGAAUACCGCUUUGACGAUGGAAGACGAUGACGAAGUACAGUCACAGCCUUCAGAGGGGACUGGAUCUCCGGCAUCACCUCGGUCCAACGGCAGGAUAACGGUUACGGUUGCAUCCGCCCCUCCACCUCCGAACAGUAAUACCUUGACCUUAGCUUUACCCAUACAACACCUGUCAAAGACCUCCGGAGGUGGUGGCGGCAGCGGGAGAGAAGAUUGCUGGAGUGAAGGUGCUACGGCGGUGCUAAUUGAUGCAUGGGGUGAGAGGUACCUAGAGUUGAGUCGGGGAAAUUUAAAGCAGCAACACUGGAAAGAUGUUGCGGAACUUGUUAGCAGUCGGGAUGAUUAUACCAAACCCCCCAAAACUGAUAUUCAGUGCAAGAACCGGAUUGACACCGUGAAGAAGAAGUACAAGCUGGAGAAGGCGAAGAUUGGGGCUGGCCAAGGACCCAGCAGGUGGACAUUCUUUGAAAGGCUGGAUCAAUUGAUUGGCCCUGCAGGGAAGACUGAAGGAGGGGAGACUUCCGCAAGCCACCAUAAGGUUCCUAUGGGUAUACCUAUGGGAGCAAGAUCUGCUUUUCAGCUCCGGCAACACCAGCCACAAUCGCUGCAGAGGCAGAAGCCUGGCUUUCGAAGAAGGCCUCCUCAUGUUGAUUCAGAGACGUCAGAGUCAGAGCCUGAGCCUUCUCCCAAUUCAAGUGACAGCUCUCCACCUCCCACUUCUGAGAAAAAGAGGCCUAGGAUGAAUUCCAGUGUGGUGGCAGUUAGACCACCCACAACAAUUUCUAGAGGAGGAGGAGGAGGAGGGUGUGGAGUUGGCACUUCUGAUAGUAAUUGGGCAAAUUCAGUGAGAGAGUUGUCUCAAGCAAUUCUAAAGUUCGGGGAGGCUUAUGAGCAAGCAGAGAGUGCAAAGCUGCAGCAGAUGGUGGAGACUGAAAAGCAGAUGAUGAAGUUUGCCAAGGAGUUGGAAUUGCGGAGAAUGCAGUUCUUUAUUAAAACACAGUUGGAGUUAUCCCAGCUAAAAAACGGGUGGAGUGUUGGUAACAGUAUUCACCAUUGCAAUAAAAACAGCACAGCUGCCAACAAUAACAACAUCAACAGCAACUAGGAAGCUGCUUAAAUUUAGGUUUGUUAACAUUCUUUUUCUUAGUCAAAUGACUAAUGCUUAAUUUUUUUUCAUCCUGUUAACUAGAAAUCCGUAGGAUGUUUUUAAUGUGGCAGAUCUAUGGUAAAUGUUGUUGUAUCAUUAUUUUACUUUGUGAAACUACUAUUUGAUAUGGAUUGGAUGCUUGCUUGCAGUUCAUUAGUGAUAAUAAUAAUUAUGUACUUGU
Molecule: messenger RNA, 1421 nt
Organism: Cuscuta campestris
Lineage: Eukaryota; Viridiplantae; Streptophyta; Magnoliopsida; Solanales; Convolvulaceae
Source: the annotation of a GenBank genome assembly